GCCGAUCGAAUUCCUGGGGUUAGGGUUUCAUCUCUUCCGUCUCUCACACGUCUCGAGCGAUGGCGAUGGCGGCGGCGACGGCACCGGUGGAGUCGGUGCAGUGCUUCGGAAGGAAGAAGACGGCGGUGGCAGUGGCGCACUGCAAGCGCGGCCGCGGGUUGAUCAAGGUGAACGGCGUCCCGAUCGAGCUGGUGAAGCCGGAGAUCCUCCGCCUUAAGGCCUUCGAGCCCAUCCUCCUCCUCGGGCGGCAGCGCUUCAUGGGCGUUGACAUCCGUAUUCGCGUCCGCGGUGGCGGUAAGACCUCCCAGAUCUACGCCAUCCGCCAGAGCAUCGCGAAGGCGCUCGUUGCCUACCACCAGAAGUUUGUCGACGAGCAGUCCAAGAAGGAGAUCAAGGACAUCCUCGUUCGCUAUGACCGCACCCUCCUCGUCGCAGACCCCCGUCGAUGCGAGCCCAAGAAGUUUGGUGGUCGCGGUGCACGUGCCCGGUUCCAGAAGUCUUACCGUUAGAUCCGUGGGAUGCUACAGUAUGGAUCUUUCCCCCGAAAGGUUCAACCUUCCGUGCUUUUCUUUGCUUGUUGGUUCUUCCGGAUUGCUUCUAGACAUAUUUGGUUUUGCAGUUUUGAUCUAGCUUUCAACUAAGCUUAUGACUAUGGAGAAACUUCUCUUAUUAGACUUGGUUACUUGGAGUAAUUACUAGCUCUUUUUAUGGAUUAUGCAAUCUUAUGAAUCUGUUACAUAUCAUCGACAAUGGUUGACCGUA
Molecule: messenger RNA, 762 nt
Organism: Musa acuminata subsp. malaccensis (wild Malaysian banana)
Lineage: Eukaryota; Viridiplantae; Streptophyta; Magnoliopsida; Zingiberales; Musaceae
Product: small ribosomal subunit protein uS9
Biological process (GO): translation; maturation of SSU-rRNA from tricistronic rRNA transcript (SSU-rRNA, 5.8S rRNA, LSU-rRNA)
Cellular component (GO): cytosolic small ribosomal subunit; ribosome
Molecular function (GO): RNA binding; structural constituent of ribosome
Source: RefSeq, a predicted model, not a curated record